Scophthalmus maximus (turbot) is the source of this 1593-nucleotide messenger RNA. It is a transcript of the gene pnp5a, whose product is annotated as purine nucleoside phosphorylase 5a. Lineage: Eukaryota; Metazoa; Chordata; Actinopteri; Pleuronectiformes; Scophthalmidae. Bases 306 to 1187 code for a protein of 293 amino acids. Gene Ontology annotation, cellular component: cytoplasm. Gene Ontology annotation, biological process: nucleoside metabolic process. The record is from RefSeq and is a predicted model, not a curated record. Gene Ontology annotation, molecular function: purine-nucleoside phosphorylase activity. The transcript is spliced from 6 exons.
CCUCCUCAGAGGAAUUUUUUUGAGGACGAUCAAAACCCACGAGAAAAAAACCCGAAAAGAACUUUUCGUCCCCCUUCAGCUUUAAUCAGAUUUUUUUUUUUUUGCGUUCAUAUUCAUCAUUUUUCUUCCCGACAGCUGCGCUGUGACUCGACGUUUUGCCACCUGGGAACUUGAUUUUUUUAAUUUGUUUAAUUUUUAAUUUUUUUUAAAUAAGUGUGCUCUCACACAUUUACCUUUUUUCUCCGCCCCCCCCCCCCCCCCCCCCCCACACAGAACACACGCAGACUCCUACUCGAUCCUGCACAAUGUUCCCAGAGGCAAACAAAGGCUACGGCUACGAGGACUGCAAGGCCACCGCCGAUUGGCUGCUGGCCCAGACGGACGUCCGGCCCACAGUGGGCAUCGUGUGCGGGUCGGGGCUCGGGGGGCUGGCCGACAUGUUGAAGGACCCGGUUGCCUUCAACUACAAGGACAUCCCCAACUUCCCGCAGAGCACCGUGCACGGACAUGCAGGGAGGCUUGUGUUCGGCAAAUUGAAGGGGAGGCCGUGCGUUUGCAUGCAGGGGCGCUCCCACCUGUACGAGGGCCUGCCAAUCCAGAGGAUCACGCUGCCCAUGAGGAUCUUCAAGCUGCUCGGCGUGGAGACGGUGAUGCUGACCAACGCGGCCGGCGGCCUCAACCAGGACUUCAAAGUGGGAGACAUCAUGAUCAUGAAGGACCACCUCAACAUGCCGGGCUUCGCCGGCAACAACCCCCUGGUUGGACCCAACGACGAGAGGUUCGGCGUGCGCUUCCCGUGCAUGUCCGAUGCGUACGACCGCGAGCUGCAGCAGCUGGCCAUGGACGUGGGACAGGAGCUGGGCUACGGCGACUUCCUGAAGGAGGGCGUCUACUGCGUGCUGGGCGGCCCCUCGUUCGAGACCAUCGCCGAGUGCCGCAUGCUGCACAAACUGGGCGCCGACGCCGUCGGCAUGAGCACGGUCCACGAGGUGCUGGUCGCACGCCACUGCGGCAUGCGCGUCUUCGCCCUCUCGCUGAUCACCAACAAGGCGGUGGCGGACUACGACAGCGAGGAGAAGGCCAACCACGAGGAGGUCCUGCAGAUCGGGAAGCAGCGGGCGGAGCAGCUGGAGCGGCUGGUCUCCACCAUGGUGACCAGGAUCGAGCACAACAACGACUACGUCUGAGAGACGCCGUGCUCCGAUCUGAUGGGGGGGGCGCGGGGGGCCCACGCUGGUCAGAGGACUAGAUUUCCGCCUUUGUAGUAUUCCCAAAAGGGAAAAUGUCAUUUAGCUCUUCGUCUGGGUGAGGACACGUAGAUGUUCUGUACAGGAAACAGAACGCACACGGCCCUGAUGUCACCUCUCCUUUUUUAUUAUCGGUAUCUGUUUUUAAAUGAGUGCGUAUUUCUUUGUUCUAACUCAACACACGAUCAGCUUGUACAAAUGUCUGCAAUUUAACUUAAUGAAUGAGCCCCAAUCCGCUGUAAAGACCUUAACAUUAUGUUGUUGGAACGUGUGUGUGUGUACAUGUUACUGUGCUUGUUUUUUUUUGUAAUAAGACUUGUUACUAAAUGCUCUAUUUAUUACUACA